AGUUCUACUGAGGUGAGACUCACAAAACACUAUCUGAUGGAACCACCGACGAAACAGCUAUAUGCCCAGGAAACCUCAAGCACCAUCUCUCCACCAGAGGCCUCCCUAUGUCCACCAUAUACAUCUUUGCUAAACUCGAAAGAGAACAUCCAAGAAGAAGGAGAAGAAGCAGAUCAAGAGCACGAGACUAAGCCCGAUCUCAAAAAGGAUCUCAAGCUUGCCGGAGAGGCCUCGAAUCAUCUGUCCAAUCCAGAGCUCAAUCUCAUUGAUUGUUUGAACAUGACUUCAUCAGAAACUCCACAAGAAUCUAAUGCAGAACCAAGAGUUUUUUCAUGCAACUAUUGUCAAAGAAAAUUUUAUUGCUCACAAGCAUUAGGGGGACACCAAAAUGCCCACAAGAGAGAGAGGACUCUUGCGAAACGAGGACAGAUAUUCGUGGCACCCUUCAUGGCUGCGGCCGCGGCUUUUGGGCACCACCACCACUACUCUAACAUGGCUUCUCUUCCUCUUCAUGGUGGCUAUCAUAAGUCUCUUGGAAUCCAAGCUCAUUCAAUGAUCCAUAAACCUGUGCAUAAGAGUUUGUAUGGACAUACUGGAUGGCUGAGACCUUCUAUAGACCAACAACAGGCAAUAGGGAAACUAGAAGCACUGGAUAAUUACCCUGCAAUUGUAUCAACAGGCCGAUCCUCUCGAGGGGGUAUUGGUAGAUUUGACAUGGUUAGGACGAUAACAGCUCCUCCCACCGAUGGAGUGGUUGGUGGGCGGCUUUGGGACAGUGGUGGCCGUUUGAAGGCUAAUAAUCAAGAUGAAAUGCAAAAUCUUGACUUGUCUCUCAAGCUCUAA
This is a messenger RNA of Ilex paraguariensis (yerba mate), 843 nucleotides long. The record is from the annotation of a GenBank genome assembly. NCBI's taxonomy places the organism in Eukaryota, Viridiplantae, Streptophyta, Magnoliopsida, Aquifoliales, Aquifoliaceae.